Molecule: messenger RNA, 3833 nt
Organism: Misgurnus anguillicaudatus (oriental weatherfish)
Lineage: Eukaryota; Metazoa; Chordata; Actinopteri; Cypriniformes; Cobitidae
Gene: pde8a
Product: phosphodiesterase 8A
Biological process (GO): regulation of DNA-templated transcription; signal transduction
Molecular function (GO): 3',5'-cyclic-nucleotide phosphodiesterase activity
Source: RefSeq, a predicted model, not a curated record
GACGUCAUUCGAGGCUGUAGGUCAAUCCGUGCGCGUGCUUUUAUUGGAUCUGCUGCUGUCACAUUCGCGCCGCUGAUGUUCUCAAUGCGCGCUGUUCUUCAUCAGGAAACUCGCGACGCGUCAGCGCCUGCGUUUUGACGCCUCUUUCUCGGCGUUUUACAGCCUCAGAUCAGUUUUGUCCUUCUCGACAUCUCGAGACGCGAGGAAGAAUCGUAAGUUAGGCCCUUGACUGAGAGCGGCCGUUUAAUUCAGGAUUUGUGGACGCGCGUUGACGCGUCGCUGUGGAGUUUCAUGUAACGGCUCGGUCGGAGUCAUAAAUGCCGGAUCGCGCGUUCUUCAGCGGGAUCAGGGAUGAUUUCAGCCUGUUGAUGGGCAGUGGGAUAAACAGAGACCGGUUUGUUCCCAAUGACUGUGACUAAAGAGGCAGAAAGCGAGGCCGUGCGGGCGCAUCGGGCGUGUUUUGCGGCCGUGGAAGGAGAAUAAACGCAAGAGCACGCAGGAGAAAUGGAUGAAAGUGUUGCGUGAAUCGAAGAGCAGCUUUCAAUCCGCCCGAAACGAGCCGAAGUUACUGUGAGGAUGAGGAGAAACGGGCUUGAGUGAGGGCGGUGGGGGCAGCAACAUGAAUAGAGUUUCUGUCUGAUCAAUAGAGUUCAGAGAUCUGAUGAAUGUGUGACGGAUAAACGUUACGAUAUCAGCGCAGUAACCGAGGAGUCGCGCCGGGUAAAUGAUGGGCUGCGCAUCCAGCAUUCACAUCUCGGAUCGGGUGGUUUAUCACAGCGGUAAAGAGUCCGACGAUUCACACGGAGCCCAGCUGAACUGCAACCCACAACCGGGCCAAAUCAAACCCAACGCGUAUAAGAAGAGCUUAACAGAGCUGCAGUUUGGACCAAUGAAGCUCUAUGAAGACCAGCUACAGGUACUGUUAGUGUUUGCCAAAGAUGACGCUCAGAGUAACGCCUUUUGCUGGGCAUGUGAGCGCGCCGGUUUCAGGUGUAACGUGGCCCGAACGCCCGAAGCUGCGCUGGAGAGCUUCCUGGAGAAGAACCAUGAUCUGAUUCUCAUCGAUCACAGACAUUCCAGAUAUUUUGAUGCUGAAGCCCUCUGUCGUUCAAUCCGAGCCAUCAGCUCCUCUCUGAACACUGUGAUUGUGGCAGUUGUGAAAAGGCCGGAUCGUGAAGAAUCCACUGUGAUGCCCCUGAUAUCAGCUGGAUUUAACAGGAGAUAUAUAGAGAACGCCAACCUUAUGACCUGUUACAAUGAACUGAUUCAACUCCAUCAUGGAGAAAUACGAGCUCAGAUCAAACUCAGAGCCUGUAAUGCUGUUUUUACUGCACUGGAACAGAGUCAGGAAGCCAUUGAGAUCAGCAACGAAGAUCAGCUCAUACAGUAUGUCAAUCCAGCGUAUGAAUGCAUCUUGGGAUUCCAGCAUGGAGAGCUGCUGAAGGAAAACACAGAAGUGCCUAAGAGUGACAAAAACAAAGCCGACCUGCUUGAGAACAUCAACGCUUGUAUCCGCAAAGGAAAAGAGUGGCAGGGGGUUUAUUAUGCCAAAAAGAAGAACGGUGAUAGUCUACAGCAAAACGUGAGGAUCACACCCGUGGUCGGACAGGGAGGUAAAGUCAGACACUGUGUGUCUGUUAACAGGCCUUUAAAUGACAACAACAGGGGAGAAAAGUCUUGUGAGAGAGUUCAAGCCGAAUCACAGACAGACAUUCAGCAGUCUAUCAAACACAAAGAUCGCAGGAAAGGUUCUCUGGACGUCCGCUCAACAACCUCUCGAGGAAGUGACGGAAGUUCUCAAAGAAGAUACUCGUCUAUGGCCAGAAUUCACUCCAUGACUAUUGAAGCACCCAUUACUAAGGUGAUAAACAUCAUCAAUGCAGCUCAGGAGAGCAGUCCGAUGCCCGUGGCCGAAGCCCUGGACCGCGUGCUGGAGAUCUUGCGCACGACAGAGUUAUACUCACCUCAGCUUGGUACUAAGGAAGAAGACCCUCAUACCAGUGAUCUGGUGGGGGGUCUUAUGACCGACGGACUACGCAGAUCAUCGGGAAACGAGUACAUCUUUGCCACCAAACCGCUGCAUCACAUCCCCGGUCACCUGACCACUCCACUGUCACUCAGUGAUAUCCCAGCAUGCAUAGCUCAGACCAUGGAGAAUGAAGAAUCAUGGGACUUUGAUAUCUUUACCUUGGAAUCAGCCACCAUGAAACGUCCUUUAACAUAUCUAGGGUUAAAGAUCUUCUCACGCUUCGGCGUUUGUGAGUUCCUCAACUGUCCUGAGGCGACUCUUCGCUCCUGGCUGCAGGUCAUCGAGACUAACUAUCACUCCAGUAACUCCUAUCACAACUCCACGCACGCUGCAGACGUCCUGCACGCCACCGCAUACUUCCUGUGCAAGGAGCGUGUAAAGCAAAGCUUGGAUCCCAUAGAUGAGGUGGCGUCUCUCAUCGCUGCUACUGUGCACGAUGUCGAUCAUCCAGGAAGGACAAACUCCUUCCUGUGUAAUGCAGGAAGUGAACUGGCUAUACUGUACAAUGACACGGCCGUCCUGGAGUCUCACCAUGCAGCCCUCGCCUUCCAGAUCACCACCAGAGAUGAGAAGUGUAAUAUCUUCAAGAAUAUGGAGAGAAAUGAAUACCGGACCCUUCGUCAGGCCGUCAUUGACAUGGUUCUCGCCACUGAGAUGACUAAACACUUUGAACAUGUAAACAAAUUUGUCAACAGCAUCAAUAAACCACUGGCUGCACUCGAGGAGAAUGGGGGUAAUGGUGAUGAUGAGUCUGUAAAGGGCAUCCUAAUGGUUCCAGAAAAUCGUAUUCUGGUGAAAAGGAUGUUAAUCAAAUGUGCUGACAUCUCAAACCCCUGCAGACCGCUGGAGCUGUGCAUCGAAUGGGCCGGACGGAUAUCAGAGGAGUACUUUGCACAGACGGAUGAGGAGAAGCAGCAGGGCUUGCCGGUCGUAAUGCCCGUAUUUGAUAGAAACACCUGCAGCGUUCCGAAAUCCCAGAUCUCCUUUAUCGAUUACUUCAUCACAGACAUGUUUGAUGCCUGGGAUGCGUUUGCCGAUCUGCCGAAUCUAAUGCAACACCUGGACAACAACUUCAAAUACUGGAAGAGUCUCGACGAGCAGAAACUGCGAAGUCUGCGUCCGCCUCCCGAGUGACACGUGCCCACGGUGCGGCUUAUCCUCGCCCCGAUGAUGGACGGACGGACGGAAAGCCGCGUCACUCUCGUGAAGAGGAACGCCAGCCAUCAGCUCCGUUUGUUUGCUUUCGUUACGCACAUCCACGGAACGCUAUUUAUUUCAUUUCUUGUUUUCUAUCAUAAAUGAUGAGAAUCAUGUUAGCUAAUAAAUGCACCUAAAAUGAGAGUAUAAACACCAAAGUGAUUAACAGAAAUGAAACUCAUAUUGUUAUCUGUAUUUAACAUUUGCAGAUUUAGAGACAUUAACACACAAAUGUUUUUAUUUUCAUAUUGACUCGAGUCGUUUAAAUCUUCCUGUUGUAUAUAGACGUGACCGAUCCCAGACGUGUGCAUGUGAUGCAGCGCUCGGCGUUUCAGAACCGCGGUGAAGACGCUGCGCUCUGCUACCUACAAUUACACUGUUCACCGUGUGGCAUAAAUCUGUGAAAAUAUCCGGACUUGAUGGAUUUUCUAUGUGGAUGAUCUACUGACGAGACUCCUGCCUUAUUUUAUACGGUAUAUUUAUACAGCUCGGCACGCUGGUGACCUGCGACAAACAUCUGCAGUUUUUAACACGCUCAUGUUGUAUGAAGUAAAUCUCAAUAUUUUUAUAGAUAAUAAAUUUUACACUGGAACGAUGUAAAGCAGAA